AUGGAUGAAAAUGGUAAUCAUGGUAUCUUGGAAUUUAAUACAAAUUCACCUGGAUCUUUAUUUUUGACUUCAAUCGCAAGAACUAUUUAUGAAAAGUUACCAUGUUUUCAAGGAAAAUUUGAUUUCUCCAAAAAGGUUGUUCCACAACUAAUAGAUGAUGAAGAGUAUUUUUUAGAAUAUCUAAUUUCAUUCUAUCAAAGAGUCAAACAAACAAUCAAAAAACCAUCAAUAGCUUAUCUUAUUAGUAAAGAGUAUAUCUCUUCUAUUUUAGAUAGGGAUAUAUUCUUGGAAAUAGGAAAGAGAAUGGGAUUAGAUGUUUUUGUUGCUGAUAUUUCUGAUUUGGAAUAUUCAAAAGAAGUUGGUUUAUCAUAUCAAGGUCAAACUAUUGAUUUUGUUUGGAGUAAGGUCUUAAUUAGGUUAGGAUCAGAAAAUAUGUUUUACUCUAACGAACUAAAUGUAGAAUCAAACAAAUAUUUUCAAGCAAUCAAAGAUGGAAAAGUGUUUUCUCUGAAUAGUUUUCAUUCAUCUUUUGUUUCUGAAAACAAGAAAACACUUGCACUCCUCUAUGAUAAAAGAUUUUCUCAUCUUUUCAACAAUUGUCAACUUGAAGCAAUCAAACAAUUGGUAAUUCCAAGUUAUGUUCUUCAUUCAAAAGAUCCAAACUAUUAUGAUCUCAAAUCCAAAGUAUUAUCAAACAAAGAUCUUUAUGUAAUUAAAGGAUCUUUGAGUGGUCGAGGAAAAUCAAUAUUUAUUGGAUGUGAAAUGACUCAAGAAGAAUGGGAGAAGAAAUUGGAAGAAGUUGUUGAUGGUCCAUUUAUGAUUCAGAAAUUUGUUAAAUCUAAAGUUUCUCAAGUUUUAUCACCAUUUUCAAGAAACUAUGAAGAAAUGGUUACAACAUUUGGAAUCUAUCUUCUUGGUGGAAAGACUUGUGGUAACAUGAUUCGUUCAUCACCAAACUUAAUUACCAAUAUUCAUUCAUCUGGUUUAUUUCAAAAUUUUUUUGUCAUGGAAGAAUAA
Molecule: messenger RNA, 1017 nt
Organism: Heterostelium album PN500
Lineage: Eukaryota; Evosea; Eumycetozoa; Acytosteliales; Acytosteliaceae
Exons: 1
Coding region: 1-1017 (338 amino acids)
Source: RefSeq, a predicted model, not a curated record